Sebastes umbrosus (honeycomb rockfish) is the source of this 1814-nucleotide messenger RNA. RefSeq names its product DnaJ heat shock protein family (Hsp40) member A (gene dnaja). Lineage: Eukaryota; Metazoa; Chordata; Actinopteri; Perciformes; Sebastidae. Bases 208 to 1395 code for a protein of 395 amino acids. Gene Ontology annotation, biological process: response to heat; protein refolding. Gene Ontology annotation, cellular component: cytoplasm; cytosol. Gene Ontology annotation, molecular function: ATP binding; Hsp70 protein binding. The transcript is spliced from 8 exons. The record is from RefSeq and is a predicted model, not a curated record.
UCCUCCACCCUCCCAGCUCCCCUCUAGACUGCGCAGUCUAACGACACAUCCGGCCCCUCUUCUUCUCUCUCAGCUCUCCAGAAACUUCUGCUCCGUGGAGCCGAGCUGCUAUAAGAGAAACCAGCCAUCUUCCUCCACCAUCCUCAGUGGAAAACCAGCGAGCUGAAGCUAGCACAGUAAUAUCACCUGACUAGUAGGUUUGUCACCAUGGUUCAUGAAACCGGCUACUACGACCUGCUGGGUGUCAACCCAGCAGCUUCACAGGAGGAACUGAAGAAAGCAUACAGAAAGCUGGCUUUGAAAUUUCACCCCGACAAGAACCCCGAUGAAGGAGAGAAGUUCAAGCUUAUAUCUCAAGCAUAUGAGGUGCUGUCUAAUCCAGAGAAGAGAGACUUGUAUGACAAUGGAGGAGAACAAGCAAUCAAAGAGGGAGGCAUGAGUGGAGGAACUUCCCCAAUGGACAUGUUCAACAUGUUCUUUGGAGGUGGAGGACGGAUGCAGAGAGAGAGAAGAGGGAAGAAUGUCAUCCAUCAGCUUAGUGUUACACUAGAGGAGAUGUACAAAGGCAGCACCAGAAAGCUUGGACUUCAAAAGAAUAUCAUUUGUGAAAAAUGUGAAGGUUAUGGUGGUAAGCAAGGUGCCUUGGAGAAGUGCUCAAGUUGCAAAGGAAGAGGAGUACAAAUCAAGGUGCAACAGAUUGGGCCAGGCAUGAUUCAGCAGAUCCAAAGCAUGUGUGCAGACUGCCAGGGACAGGGCGAGAAAUUUAGCUCUAAGGACCGCUGCAAGGAAUGCAACGGGCGCAAAGUAGAACGCAAGAAGAAGGUUCUUGAAGUAAACAUUGACCAAGGUAUGAGAGACGGUCAGAAAAUUACAUUCAAUGGAGAAGGCGACCAGGAACCUGGACUGGAGCCUGGGGAUGUAAUCAUUGUCCUGGAUCAGAAGGAGCACACCGUGUUCAAGAGAAAAGAGGAUGAUUUGAGAAUGAAGAUGAGCAUCAAACUUGCUGAGGCUCUGUGUGGUUUCAAGAAGACCAUUCAAACGUUAGACGACAGAAAUCUCAUCAUCAGCUCACUUCCAGGUGAAGUAAUCAAGCAUGGUGACAUCAAAUGUGUUCAGAAUGAGGGCAUGCCAAUUUACAGGGAUCCUUAUGAAAAGGGACAGCUUAUCAUUCAUUUCCAGGUGGAAUUUCCAGAGAAAGACUGGCUUCCAGAGCAUCUCAUGUUCCAGCUGGAAAGGCUGCUUCCUCCCAGGGAGGACGUGAUGAUUACUGAUGACAUGGAGGAGGUGCUGCUCUGUGAGGUGGACGGGCAGUCACAACAGAGAAGCGCCAGUAGGGAAGCUUAUGAGGAAGACGAGGAGGGUCCCAGAAGUGGAGUGCAAUGUCAGACCCAGUGAUCAUAAAAACAAAUUGUUGUAGCGCAUGUGGGUUUUUGUUUUUUUUGUGAACUUGCCUUUAAAUUUCCGUUUUUCACAAAAUAAUGCAAUUAAAAUGAGUUACAACUGGUUUAAAAGAGUUGCCGAAGCCAUUUGGUUGUGCAACUCUCCUGGGACACAAAUAUGCAAGUGGAGAACUCUUCAUGUAACAUUUGUGCUCCCAACGUUUCAAUACUGUAUUUUGGUGUCACUGUCUUGUGUGUUCUCUAUUUAAGAUCUGCGUCUUUUAUAUCCGUGUACGUUUCUAAAGAAAUCUAUGGCACAUAUGUUUUCUUUUCAGAAGCUGAAAGGACUACUUGCUUUCUGUGAAGGUAAUUUCAGUCAUGACAAACAUUUUUGGUUAUUUCUCAAUAAAAAGUCCCAGAAUGCCUCAACUUUUA